Molecule: messenger RNA, 1184 nt
Organism: Drosophila hydei
Lineage: Eukaryota; Metazoa; Arthropoda; Insecta; Diptera; Drosophilidae
Product: alpha N-terminal protein methyltransferase 1
Exons: 2
Coding region: 162-968 (268 amino acids)
Biological process (GO): N-terminal protein amino acid methylation
Cellular component (GO): cytoplasm
Molecular function (GO): N-terminal protein N-methyltransferase activity
Source: RefSeq, a predicted model, not a curated record
ACUAAAUAAAACGUGAAAACAAAUGAAAUUGAAGUACUUAUCUAGGCGAGUUUUGUUUUGUACUCCAAAGAACUAGUUACUUUUAACUACCAAUGAUGCAGCCCUGCGCACAUUUAUUUGUAAUUAUUUAAUCUAAGUAUGCGACUUGUACAACAACGAAAAUGUAUUGUAAGUUAGAUACAGAUCCGCUCACUGCCGAGGAGGAUUCACCACAUUUUUCCAAAGACGUAAACAACUGUAAACAUGAAGCGCUAGAAGCGGAACACGAAGCUCCAAGUUCGAACGAAUCGAAAAAUGAAAAGGUUGUACCUGAAUUCUAUAACAAAGCACAAAAAUAUUGGUCCGCAGUUCCAGCAACAGUAAACGGCAUGCUGGGUGGUCUGGGCUACAUCAGCGCAAUCGAUAUACAAGGGUCAAGGAUAUUUUUACGCGAACUUAAGGUACCAGGGAAAAAAUUAGCUCUGGACUGCGGUGCUGGAAUUGGACGAGUGUCUCGAAAUCUUUUAAUACCGAUUUUUGAAACAGUUGAUCUGGUUGAACAAGAUGCCGCAUUUGCUGAGAAGGCACGAGAGAUAUGCACAUCAGAGUCCGUAUGUCGCAAUAGCUUGGGUGAAGUAUACAAUAUGGGGCUUCAGGAGUUCUCACCCACGCAUAAAUAUGACCUGAUCUGGAGCCAAUGGGUUUUAGGACAUCUGACGGAUCCGGACCUUGUGGCAUUUUUUCGUCGCAUGCGUCUCAGUUUGCAGCCAGGUGCUUACUUGUGCAUUAAGGAAAAUGUCAGCACCUCGAAGGAGGUGAUUAAAGAUGACGAGGAUUCAUCGAUUACGCGCCCGCUAGAAUCAUAUGAGCGUAUUUUAAGGGAAGCUGGCUUUCGAAUUGUAAGAAAAGUGCGUCAACAAAAUUUCCCCAAAGGACUUUUUCCAGUCUAUAUGAUCGCCUGCAAAUCACAGCCCCUUGGCGGCAAUUAGGACUAUUAACACUAGCAUUAACUAAGUAUUUAUGACAAAUAAUAUAAAAUCUGAUAUCUAGAUAGUGGCUUCGUAUACUACAAAUAUACAGUUUUCUGCAUGUAGAUUAGACAGAAUAAUGUUAGGUAUAUCAAUAUUUUCGAAUUGGUAUUUUUUAAUGUUGGGGUCCAUUCAAAAAUAUUUGUUUCAAUAAAAACAAACUUACAAAGCAAAAUA